Mustela lutreola (European mink) is the source of this 3283-nucleotide messenger RNA. It is a transcript of the gene DNAJC22, whose product is annotated as DnaJ heat shock protein family (Hsp40) member C22. The record is from RefSeq and is a predicted model, not a curated record. The coding region runs from base 247 to 1272 and encodes 341 amino acids. Gene Ontology annotation, biological process: endocytosis. Gene Ontology annotation, cellular component: early endosome; plasma membrane. The transcript has 3 exons. Lineage: Eukaryota; Metazoa; Chordata; Mammalia; Carnivora; Mustelidae.
AGCAAACGCAGAAAGACAAAGUUCAUUUGGAUGCGAGUGGGAACGGAGUGAGAGGGGCCAUUUUGACUUUCUAGUUAAAGGAAAUGACUGGUCUGACGGGGUCUGGGAGCCGAAGUACCCAGGGUCUAAGGAUAACUCUGGGACCCUGACAGCCAUGACUCUGACUCUCACAGAUGACCCCAGAUUUCUGCAUUCUGGGCAACGUGAGGUGCCACUGAACUUGAUCUGACACCCUUUCUCUAGAGGAUGGCCAAGGGGCUCUUGGUGACCUAUGCCCUCUGGGCUGUAGGGGGCCCUGCUGGGCUCCACCACCUGUACCUGGGGCGGGACAGUCAUGCACUGCUCUGGAUGCUUACCCUGGGGGGUGGUGGGCUGGGCUGGCUCUGGGAAUUCUGGAAGCUCCCAAGCUUUGUAGCUCAGGCCAACAGAACCCAGGGACAGAGGCAGAGAUCGGAAGAGAGGACACCCCCUCUGAGUCUUACUCGCUUUGUUGCCCAGAUUAUAGUGGGCAUCUAUUUUGGCCUGGUAGCUCUCAUUAGCCUUUCUUUCAUGGCCAACUUCUAUAUUGUGGGCCUCCCACUGGCAGUUGGCUUAGGGGUCUUGCUGGUGGCUGCUGUUGGCAACCAGACCACAGACUUUAAGAAUACUCUAGGGGCAGCAUUUCUUACUUCCCCUCUCUUCUAUGGCCGCCCCAUAGCCAUUCUGCCUAUUAGCUUGUCUGCCAGCAUUACAGCCCAGAAGCAUCGCCGCUAUAAAGCUUCCAUUGGGUCAGAGACGCUCAGCGUUCGGCUCUAUCGUCUGGGCUUGGCUUACCUGGCUUUCACAGGUCCACUAGCCUACAGUGCCUUUUGCAACACAGCUGCCACCCUCAGCUAUGUAGCAGAAACCCUUGGCUCCUUCUUGAGUUGGUUCAGCUUCUUUCCCCUCAUUGGUCCCCUCAUGGAGUCUGUCCUCCUUCUGCCUUACCGGGGAUGGAGGCUGCUGAUGGGGGAUCCUCGCUUCAGCAGCAGCAACUUCCAGGAAUGGGAGAAGCUCUAUAAGUUUGUUAGCAGUUUUCAGGAUGAGAAGCGCCAGCUGGCUUACCAGGUUUUGAGUCUCUCAGAGGGGGCAACAAAUGAAGAAAUACAUCAAAGAUACCGGGAGCUAGUAAAGAUCUGGCACCCUGACCACAACAGGCACCGGACCGAGGAGGCUGAGAGGCAUUUCCUGGAGAUUCAGGCUGCGUAUGAAGUCUUAAGUCAGCCAAGAAAGCCCAGGGGAUCCUGGAGGUGAGAAGAAAUUUCCCCUUGUGGAUGGACUCUUUCUGGCAGAACGAAGCAGCUUGUCCCAGCCCAGAUUUGCCUACUUGGGUCAUCCCAGUAGCAUUAAAGAAACUGUCUGCUUGCAGUGGGGGUGACAACAACUUAAAGGGGUAAGAAAGCUUUUGUGUAGAAGAAUGUAUUUAUGUUGCAAAUUUCUGAAUUCUCAUUAUUGUAUUCCUGACAAUUUCUUCUUAAAAUCAGAUAGUGAAAUGAAAGGCAUAUUAUAAAACCAGUAAAAUAUCUUUUAGAGAAUAUACUACCAUGCUCUGCCCUGGUACGCUGAUGAGUGAUGGAGAAAGGUUGUUUUAUCAACUUCUUCCCUUCCCUUCCCUCCCCUUCCCUCCCCUUCCCUCCCCUUCCCUCCCCUCCUCUCCCCUCCUCUCUUUCUUUCUUUCUUUCAUUCUCUCUCUCUCUUCUUUCUUUCCUUCUCUCUUUUUUUCCCAAAGUUAGGAGAUCUGAAGGAAAAAUAUGAAGGUUCUACCAUUUCGCAAGCUGUCCUGUGCAGAAGGGGUUUGAUUUAUUCUACAGAUUACCAAUGGGUAAGAGAGGGGUUAAAUUUAAAAAUUUCAGAAAAAUAUCUUAAUUCCAUUUAGAGGAGAGCUUUACUAGGAGCUACACUUUUCCCAAGAAGGAACAAGCUGCCAUGGGAUGGGGAUACACCCCCAUCGCAAACUUCUCUGCUUAAUGAAGUAUUGUAGAGAGCCCUCAGAUUUUACGUGGGUGGUUGGACUGGCUGAGUUCUCAGGUGUACCCCAGACUCGGGGUAUGACUCUGAACUACAUGCUCUGCUGCCUAGGAGCCUACAGUCUGGUGAGAGAUAUAGCAUAUACAACAGACACAGAUUUCAAAGUUCGCCUCCUUCAGUGUUUUGAACUAAGUGUCGUAAGAAGUAUAAAUAGAGUGCACUGGAACAUUGGAGAAGGGACAGAUGACAUUGUUUUAUGGGGACUCAUGGGAAAAUUCAUGAUUUAAAAAAAAUUUUUUUUUAAGAUUUUAUUUAUUUAUUUGACAGAGUGCAAUCACAAGUAGGUGGAGAGGCAGGCAGAAAGAGGGGGAAGCGGGCUCCCAUUGAGCAGAGAUCCUGAUUUGGGGUUUGAUCCCAGGACCCCAAGACCAUGAUCGGAGCUGAAGGCAGAGGCUUAAACCACUGAGCCACCCAGGCACUCCAAAAUUCAUGAUUUUAUAUCUCAUAUGCCUUUAUGGGGACUUUGGGGAAACCCUAGGGAACCAGGAGCAUGUCAACAGGGUCUUAUUUCAUUCCUAUAUAACCAGCCAAGUGUGGAAGAAAUAGUCUAGGAUACACAGGGACACUGGAGAACAGGAAUGUGAUGUUAAAAUUCUAAACCUUUACUCUAGCUUUCUUGCUCUUCUUUUGUGUUUGUGUACAUGCCUCAAGCUUUUUAUUUUUUUCCUGGAAAUUAAUGCUGAGUAGGGUAUAUAUAUUUUUUUAAAAAGUAGAAUUAUUUUGGCUAGUAUUUCUUGCAGACUAAAACAAAAUAUGGUCUGAUCAAUGGAGAAGAAUGAAAUUUGUAGAUUUUUUUCUUUGUAUUCAUAUAUUAAAAAAAUAAAAAUAAUUUUGUCAAUGAAUUUAUAUGCCAUGAUUUUAAGAACAAAUUAACUUUUACAUCUUUUUAAAGUUGCCAAAAAUUGAUACACUUCUUCUGAAAAACACAAUUUGUCAGAUUAUCACAUGGAAUUUUAAUGAGGCAUUUUCAUAGGGUAUUGAUUAGUAACUUACUAACAUGAUAUGUAGUACUAUUUCUGCAAAAUGUAAACAUAUUAAAAAUAGUCUAUAAAGAAGAAACAAAAGAAUGAUUAAGGGCUUUACUUGAUUUGGAAAAUAAUUUUACUGUUCUCAAAUUUUGUUAUGAGCUUUGUUAGAAAAAUAUGGCUAUAUUUUAAUUUACUCAAAUAGGAACUAUCAAUGAGCAGUUUCUGUUGUUUCAACAUGAACAAUGCUACAAUAAAUAUCUUUAAAUGUG